Molecule: messenger RNA, 948 nt
Organism: Lycium ferocissimum
Lineage: Eukaryota; Viridiplantae; Streptophyta; Magnoliopsida; Solanales; Solanaceae
Product: vacuolar-processing enzyme-like
Exons: 5
Coding region: 127-792 (221 amino acids)
Biological process (GO): vacuolar protein processing
Molecular function (GO): cysteine-type endopeptidase activity
Source: RefSeq, a predicted model, not a curated record
UGAGUACCAGACCAGGACCCGGUUCUAUAUACAAAUGUUCUGACCCAUACCCUAACCCUAAUAGGAGAACCGCAACUUUGCAACCCCUCUUUCACUGUUUUCUUUUCUCUCCAGAAAUUUCUGCAAAUGGAGUAUAUAAAAUUUCUCUUCAUCAAGGUGAAGGAAUUAAGUUCCAACUUCAACAACUAUAAUGUUGGAUCUCAUGUUAAGAAAUAUCUAAACAAAGAUAUUAUGCUAGAGAAGGAUUUGGUAAAACAAGGAUUUGAUCCUAUCACGGCAAAUGUUCUUGCAGAGAAGAUCAAUGCUAUAAAGGCCUUAAAGGUGGUCAGGACGGGCGAUGUUCAUAUUAUGACCUUAUGGUCACGAUACAAGAUGCAAGAAGACAAUUCAGUCGAGCAGGCCGAGCUUCGAGAAUAUAUAAUGAAGACUGUGCUGCAUAGGCAAUAUCUAGAUGAGGCUGUAGAAGCAGUCAGAGUCUCUCUUUUCGGUCCAACAAAGUUCUUUGACAGAAGAGCUGCUGAUCGGGAAGGCGUAGAAGAAACGGGCUUUGACAGGAGAAGAGUUGUCGCUAAACAGGAAUGCAUAAAGAAAAUGGUUCGUCUUUUCGAGGCACAAUGUGGUUAUCCAUUGGUACAAAACAGCAAUCUCUUGGGAUUAUUUUCAUCCAUUUGCGAAGCGGGCUUCUCAAGAGUUGAUGUGAUAAAAGCUUUUAUGGCUGCUUGCAAGGGGCGUAAACAUGAUGCGUGGCAUAAGCUGGAUGAGGAGUAUUAUAACCUGGGAAAUAGUGCUUGAUGAUGACUCUUGGUGACCUUGUUUUGGCUACAGAAUCAGUAAAAAUAAGUUAUGCUUGUAAGAUGAAAUAAGUUAUGUUAUGGCUCACUGGUCUUCUAAGUACAAUAGUAUUUGAUGUUAAUGAUAUAAUAAUUAAAUAAGUUAUUUGCAAUUUUA